Messenger RNA from Larimichthys crocea (large yellow croaker), 3203 nucleotides. It is a transcript of the gene ngfb, whose product is annotated as nerve growth factor b (beta polypeptide). The record is from RefSeq and is a predicted model, not a curated record. Gene Ontology annotation, molecular function: nerve growth factor receptor binding; growth factor activity. Gene Ontology annotation, biological process: positive regulation of peptidyl-serine phosphorylation; nerve development; neuron projection morphogenesis. The transcript has 3 exons. Gene Ontology annotation, cellular component: synaptic vesicle; axon; dendrite. Lineage: Eukaryota; Metazoa; Chordata; Actinopteri; Sciaenidae. Bases 539 to 1126 code for a protein of 195 amino acids.
UAAUAUGAGUUAAAUUAAUGAACAGUAUGCAGCAUAACAGCCAACAAAAACCAAACUAAGAAACAAGAAGAAAUAAAUUCACACAAAAAUAAAAAAAACAAUGCAAAUGAGGCAUUUGAAUACAUGACAUGGAUACAUGUUUUAGCGGAUCUAAAACAGCAAACCUCUCAGCACACAAAUGUCAGCUGAACAAAGCCAAAACAUUAAGCCACCAUACAGUAUGUUAACACAAGCAGCAAGAAGUUACUUAGCUUUGAGAAGCGAAGCGGUGAUUCUCGGUAUCCCAGCUUUAAAUAUCCCUUUUGUGAAUUUAGUUAAAUUAGUUAGUUAGCCAGUUUAGAAACGACGUUUGAGGACCGCAGCUGAAAAACUAACGCAGGAUACCGAGUGGAGGCUAAAGAGGGCAGAGGCGUGUUGGAUGGGGGCCACAGCCAGGCCUGAUGGCAGGAGCCCAGAACACAUCAAGCUCUGAUCACGUCCUCUAGAAGCCACAGAGGUGCUACAGUUCACGUGGUGACACUGAAAAGGUUGUGUGCCCAUGAGGUCGUCCAUGCUGGUCCUGUUCCUCCUCUUUAGUGUGCAGGCUGUGGCCGCCAUCGGAGGAGCAGCACAGCAGCAGUGUCCAGGCAACAACCCCAGCUCCCUCCCCACAGUGGACCCUAAACUCUUCACCAAACGGCGCUACCUCUCUCCCAGGGUGCUCUUCAGCGCUCAGCCCCCUGAUGCAGAGCCGGCAGGGUCACAGAGUGCCGGCAGAAGGACCCGCAGGCGAGCAGGGCAGCCUCAGCACCGUGGAGUUUACUCAGUGUGUGAGAGCAUCAGCGUCUGGGUGGGCAACAAGACCAAAGCCACAGACAUCACAGGCAAUGAGGUGACAGUGCUGCCAGACGUGAAUAUCAACAAUGUCAACAAGAAGCAGUACUUCUUUGAGACGACGUGUCACAGCGCCCGCGCAGGCAGCUCUGGAUGUUUGGGAAUUGAUGCCAGACACUGGAACUCCUACUGCACCAACUCCCACACUUUUGUACGAGCGCUGACUUCCUUUAAGAAAAUCGUAGCGUGGAGGCUCAUACGCAUCAACGUGGCCUGCGUGUGCGUGCUGAGCCGCAAGUCAUGGCGGCAGUGAAGACUUCAACACGCACAUCACGCACACAGGAUCUCACACACACACUCAGUGAAAUACAGUACAAACACAGACAUACUCAUCACCAAAGACUUCUCACCUUCUGCACAAACUAAAUUAUUGGUAUAUGACAAAGUAUCAGGACUGCAUGUAUAUACACCAGGCCUGGGUCAAAGAGUAUCUGAAGUUUGUAGAUAUUAUUUUUUACAUGUUAAGGAGAAACAAACAUUAAGAGGUUGUUGCUGUCUUAGCUGUGGUUUGUAACAGGUUCUCCUUGCAGAGGAGCUGAGUUCAAAGUCUGUUUACAGGUCUCGGUGAGUACUACUGCAUUCAUAACAACAUCUGUAGAAAGUAUUUUGUGGCUCUGAUAAACUGAUGUCACUUGAGUCAGUGUCAGCUGAAGACUAGAAGUUUGAAAAUAAAAUAUUUGGAGGUGUGGAGCUUACUAGACUUCUGUAGCCUGCUCUUUAUCUCUGCUGGAGGCUCGCAGCUUGAGGCGACUUCAGCAUAACACACCCAAAUAUUCACCCGAACUGUUGGCAGUUGAACUGUCGGUAAUAAAGGCACCGGGUUUUCAUAAGGGAACAAUGCACUGAAUAAAAAAGACAAUAUUUUAUGAAUACACAAACAUCAUGGGAAAGAAAUCCUAAACCAGUGGAAUACUCUCUUAAAAGUAAGCCAACUUGUAGUGUAGUGUAGUGAAGACUAAAACAUACAAAUGACUUGGCCCUAGUUCCAAUAAAAUAUAUGAGAAAACUUUAGCAGCAGGUCUGAUUUGAUAUAAUUGAUCAUAUAUAUGAUUAGAGCUAGAGCAUCAGAGACAGGAAUGCUGCAUCUGCCAAAGUUUGUGGAAAUUAUGCAUUAUUCUGCAAAAACAACUUUUUAAAAUUUUAUUUUGUUUCAUGUGAAAACAUUAAUAUCUCCAGAAGCAAUGACCAUGUGAAAUCACAACAAUCUAAUAUAUUUAAUAUGGAUGAAUAUGGAUUGAUAAAUAUGGAUUAAAUAAUUGGAAAUUUGUGACAAUAAAACAUACAAAAUAAGAUCAAAUUGCCAGCUACUGCCAUACAAGAUUAGACAUGAAAAUCAUAUCAGGAGAAUUUAAACUCACAUUGAAGAGUGGACAAAUUGGAUUGAAGGUGCAUGAAAUUAUGGUUCCAACAAAACCAAAGAAUGCAAAACAUACAAAAGAAGUUGUGUCACAUCUUCUCAAACGUUCAAAUCAUGUCCAAAUAAUAGGCUAAGGUUACCCUUCAAGCCAAAAAAUUAUUCAUCAUAGCUAAUGACAUUUUAUACAAUCAUAAAAAAUAAGAAUGUGUUCUCAUCUUAGUUUCUGAGCUGCAGUCAUCUAUCUCAUUCUCUUUUCCAGUUUAAAAGACCUCUGGUACCCUGUUAAAUGUAACCACCUCUUUAAGCAGAAAGACGUUUUUCUCUUAAGUUUAAAAGUGGAGGAUUUUUACAGUGCCCCCGAACCACAACUAAACCGUAGCUUAGCCAUAAGUAUGAUUAAGUUACCUUUAAAGUAUCUGUUACACAUGGCCACAGGUGAGUCAGACUAGUAAAACUGUAAGUGAGAAGAAAUUAGUUUCAGCUCUUUGACUUUGACCAUUAUGAUUAACAGCUAAGGAAGGAAAUUAAAUAUAGCUCUAGAAACACAAACUGUGUGUAUUUUGUCCUUUAAAGUCGAGCUUCUUGAACUUGAUUUGAACAUCAGAUCUGAUUACUUAUUGUAACAUUUAAGUGACCACCACAGGACUCAGGAACUGUUUUAAACUGACACAGCAAUGGUGUUUUAAGAAACAACGUGAUUUUGCUCAGGUUUAAACUUGUCAUGAACCUUAAACCACUGUUAAGAUAGUGACAGAGCAACAGGCCUGUAAGAGUUUUAGCAACACAACACAGUCCUGCUAAAUUAUAGUAUUUUUCUGCCACCAAUUAUAUUGUCCUAAAGCAGAUAACACUCACUCCGACUGACACAACCCACAACAUUUUGGAAAUACAAAUUGACCCAGGUCUGAUAUAAGUAAAACUUUUGUUAAAAUGUUGUUGUUGUUAUUGUUAUUUAUUAAACACUUACAUACAU